Messenger RNA from Neltuma alba, 2013 nucleotides. Its product is annotated as protein DYAD-like. The transcript has 6 exons. NCBI's taxonomy places the organism in Eukaryota, Viridiplantae, Streptophyta, Magnoliopsida, Fabales, Fabaceae. Bases 1 to 2013 code for a protein of 670 amino acids. The record is from RefSeq and is a predicted model, not a curated record. Gene Ontology annotation, biological process: reciprocal meiotic recombination; meiotic cell cycle; meiotic sister chromatid cohesion.
AUGCAGUCUCUUCGCACGCAGUUCAACGAUGCUGCUUAUGGGAAACUAGAUAAAAAGAAGACCGAUAUCCCUCCACUCGACGAGAAGUAUUUGAUGGAAUCAGGAUUUGCUAGUGAUGGGCUAUACCGGAGAGUCUCGACAGAGGAGUUAGCAGAAAGAGGAAACUCAUGGAGUUUCUGGAUUACAACCACUAAAGAAGAUCAAAAAGUUAAAAACGCAUUGUUCAUUGAUGAGGAAAUGGAUAUGGUUUCCAAGAAGGGUUCAUGCUGGUCCCAGCUCAAGUAUUCCCGGAUGAUUCAGUGGGGUAAGCGUCGACCAGUUCGAUUCUUAGGCCAGCAUGCGAAGAACAAUUUAGAGUCUUCAUCAGGAUCUGUGAAAGACACCGGUUUAGAUGUAAGAGAACAAAGCGAGAGAGGGGAAAUGACAGAUAGAAAGAGAAAGAAAUGUGAAGAAAAGGAGCUUACAAAGGAAGUCUCGAAGGAAAUCAUCAGGACGACUCGUAGAAGUAAGAGGAAUCAAAAUGAAUGUAACGAGAUUCAGAGAUUGAAGAAAGCACAGCAUGGCAGGCAGAAUCAACUCGUAUUAUACAACAAAAAGAAGCAAAAAGUAUCAAUAGACAGAUGGUCUGCCGAGAGGUAUAAGAUAGCAGAGGAGAACAUGCUAAAGGUGAUGAAAGCUAAAGGAGCAGUUUUUGAAAAACCAAUAUUGAGGCCAGCCUUGAGAUCAGAGGCUCGAAAGCUGAUAUGUGAUACAGGUUUACUAGAUCAUUUGCUAAAGCACAUGGCCGGAAAAGUGGCUCCUGGGGGAACUGAGAGAUUUCGACGCCGACACAAUGCUGAGGGAGCGAUGGAAUACUGGUUGGAGAGUGCCGAUCUGGUUAAAAUCAGACAGGAAGCAGGGGUUCAGGAUCCCUACUGGACUCCGCCCCCUGGAUGGAAACCUGGUGAUAACCCUUCCACGGAUCCCAUUUGUGCUAGAGAACUUCGGGAGAUAAAGGAAGAAAUUUCUAAAAUAAAACAUGAAAUGCAACAAUUGGUAUCCAGGAAGAGAGAGGAACAAAUGGCUAUUGUGACCACGACUAAUUCUUGUUUGUCAAAUAAUUUCAAUUUGGAAAGAUAUGGUUCCUUGCUUGCAGUGCAGGAGAUGUAUGUAGCGUUGGUGAAUAAGAAGUCUAAAACUGAGGAACAGCUGAAGGAUAUUUCCAUAGCUUUAACCGAUAUGGAGGAACAGAUUAGGAAGUUAAAAUCAAGAGAGGAGCCAACAUCUGAAUCAGUAGUGCCUGCAGCGUUAUUGCCAGCACCACCACCAAGAGUACAAGUUGCAUUGGGAAAUGAGGGAGAGACAAGAGAUGAAGAAGCACGUAAGAAUAGUGAAAAGAAAGCAGCAACAGAUGAGGAUGUCCAGAGGAUGGCGGAAAGUAGCUGGCAAGCUGCCGAGGAUAGGGCAGCAAAAAUUGAAAGGUUGAAAAGUGGGUUCCGAAUUUGCCAGCCUCAGGGGACCUUCAUAUGGCCAAAGACGAACAUCACGGCUCCCCAAGAUGAUCAUGUUGUGGUCCCAACCCCAUCCUCUGCUUCUUCUUCUGCUUUUCCUGAGCCAUCCUCCCUUGUUAAGCCACUAGCAGAGAGGCGCCCAAUCAGCCCUGCCACUUUAACCCACGUCACCAUGUCCUUCCCUCCUUUUCUGUCUCUACCGCCAUUGGAAACCCCGCCUUCCCAAGAAAGAGCCUCUCGUAGUACCCCUCUCAUCAACCUCAAUGAGGCUCCUCCCAAUUACGACCCUUCCUCUUGUGCCACUCUGCCUUACCAAGCAUCACUACAUCCCACACAACCACAAGUAAGUGUCUCGUAUUCUUCCCAUCUUAACUUUGCCUGUUGUCUUGCUUAUCUGAUUGGUCCAACUGCUACAAAAAACAAGGCUCGUGUAAAGAAAGAAAAGGAGACGGAAAACUUGCCAUCCUCCAUCUCAGAAAGAGAAGGGUGGUGGAAUAUUGCCAUACACGGUGACCUCCCCUAA